Molecule: messenger RNA, 1007 nt
Organism: Lactuca sativa (garden lettuce)
Lineage: Eukaryota; Viridiplantae; Streptophyta; Magnoliopsida; Asterales; Asteraceae
Product: germin-like protein 5-1
Molecular function (GO): manganese ion binding
Source: RefSeq, a predicted model, not a curated record
CCAUCUCAAAACCACCUUCCUUUCCUUAACAAUCACCUUAUCACCUUCCCAUACAAAGUGAUAAAGGUUAUAUUGUUUUUCUGAGUAAUCAAGACUUGCCAUGGCUACUCGUGCUUAUGUGUUGAUGAUUAGCAUGAUGAUGCCCAUCUUUUUGGCUUCGUUUGUCUCUGCAGACCCUGACUUGCUUCAAGAUGUCUGUGUUGCAGAUCUUUCCUCAGAUAUAAAAUUGCACGGAUUCCCCUGCAAAAGCAACAUUACUGCAGACGAUUUUUUCUUUGCGGGGCUAGCGAAGGCAGCUCUCACUAACAACACAUUCGGUGCAACUGUUACACCUGCUUUUGUCCAACAAGUCCCUGGGCUUAACACUCUGGGCGUGGCCAUGGCUCGCAUUGAUUACGCACCAGGUGGCCUGAACCCACCACACACCCACCCAAGAGCCACCGAAAUAGUGUUUGUGUUGACCGGAGAACUGGAUGUGGGCUUCAUAACUACAGCAAACAAACUAUUCACAAAGACAAUCAAGAUGGGUGGAGUGUUUACGUUCCCUAGAGGCUUAAUUCACUUCCAGAUUAACAAUGGAAAGGUUCCUGCAGCGGUGAUUGCAGGUUUCAACAGCCAGUUGCCGGGUACCCAAAGGACGGCAGACGCUUUGUUUGGGUCAUCUCCGGCGGUGGAAGAUGUUGUGUUGACUAAGGCAUUCCAAAUUGGAACCAAAGAAGUGGAAAAAAUCAAGUCCAGGUUUGCUCCUAUGAACAAGAAGUAAAAUCACAAGUACCCACGUGUUUGAUUCAUAUGGGCUUGGUUGGUUUUCUUUUUGUUCUUCAAUAAAAGACUAUGGAGGAAACAGGUGUCCUACGGCUCCCAGAUUUCUGAUUUUGUCAAUAAAACAGUCAUUUUAUUGGUUCUAUUUUCCCUAUAUAUAGACGUCAUGUACCAUUCAUACACGAUUUUGCUAUCUCUUUAAUAUUUAUAUAUUAGUUGGCAAAUAAAUUAAAUGCUUUCAGAAA